AUGCAAUUUCGGAUUAUUCUAUCUGUAGCUCUUGCCGAAAUCAUCAGUGUCAAAGACGUACAAGGUGUCAAAUGUUAUUAUGUUCAUUAUGUGGAUUUCAACAAACGAUUAGAUGAAUGGGUUAUGGAGGAUUGUUUGGACACUAGGAAAGUCCAAUAUCCUCGUCGUGAAGGAACGACACCAGGAACUGAUGCAGCAACACCAAAAAAGCAGGUUCCUAGUAGACCUCCUAGUCCCAGUAGUAUUAUCAUUGAACCAGUUAAUGGUAAUGCUGUGCUACAAGCUGCGCUACAAAAAAAAAUGUCUAGAAAAAGAAAGGCGACAUUUCUAGAAAAUGAAGAUUCUCAGGAUGGUCCGCCACAAGCCGCCGCAAAUACGCCAGGUCCCAGACCUACUGGCUCCCUAGUAGCGCAUCAGAAUGACGAUGUAGUCACGAGAAUGAAAAACGUAGAAUUAAUUGAACUAGGCCGUCAUAGGAUAAAACCAUGGUACUUUAGCCCAUAUCCACAGGAGAUGGUAAAUUUAAAUUGUAUAUAUAUCUGCGAGUUCUGCCUGAAAUAUAGGAAGAAUCGAAAAUGCUUGGAGAGACAUUUAGUUAAAUGUAAUCUACGUCAUCCACCCGGAAAUGAGAUAUACAGGAAAGGAUCUAUAUCAUUUUUCGAGAUUGAUGGCCGCAAGAAUAAGAAUUAUGCACAAAACCUUUGUUUGCUAGCAAAACUAUUCCUGGACCAUAAAACUCUCUACUAUGACACAGAUCCCUUUUUAUUUUAUGUAAUGACUGAAUUUGACAGCAGAGGAUUUCAUAUAGUUGGCUAUUUCUCCAAGGAGAAGGGAUCGACAGAAGAUCACAAUGUAGCAUGUAUUCUAACACUGCCACCAUACCAGAGAAGAGGUUACGGCAAGCUCUUGAUAGAAUUUUCGUAUGAGCUAUCGAAAUUCGAAGGAAAGACCGGCUCUCCCGAAAAGCCAUUGUCCGAUUUAGGUUUGCUUUCGUACCGAAGUUACUGGGCGCACACAAUACUCGAUAUCCUGUUAAAUUUAAAGCCUGUGGUGGAGAAUGAGAAACCACAGAUAACAAUAAACGAAAUUUCCGAGAUUACGUCGAUUAAAAAGGAGGACGUGAUAUCGACUUUGCAAAAUCUGAAUCUCAUUAAUUACUACAAAGGACAAUAUAUUGUGACACUAAAUAGGGAAAUUAUUGAACAACAUACAACUGCGAUGGAAAAGAGACAGAUUAGGAUAGAUCCUAAAUGUCUACAUUGGACACCGAAAACUGGAGUGUUAGGGCUAAAUGGUGAAAAAAACCCUGAAUUGACAAUAAGAUGAUGCUGAUUUGUUUUGAAAUUAUUUUUCAGGAGAUUUCCAGAAGUAAUUACAGUUGAUGAAUAUACAAAAGUUGUACAUAUAUAUAUACAUAUAUAAAUUAAUCUUUGACCUCUCAAUGGUCUAGCGUUUUAUAAGACUGUAUUUGGCAUUGUGUACGCUUAUCGCGUUGCUAUGUAGAAACUCGUCGACGUAUGCAAAUUUCGGUUGUAGAGAAUUAAGAUCAUACAACGCGAGUGAUUGCGGGGUAAAAAAUAUUAAUGUAAUGAUAUAUAUCUUAGAACCAAACGCAAUGUUUUAAUAUGGUGGUUAGAAUUUUUUUAAAGGUGCGUAAAAACGAUUGUUAUUGCUAUGCCAUGAUCGAUUUGUAUAGAAAAUCUAUCAAUCUUGUGUAGUAUUGUAAAUAAAUGUGAUUUUAUAACAUACUUACAAUUUCUCAAUAGCUCAAGUGCAUUCAAAUUUUAUAGAGAAAUAUUUGUAUAGGCUCAAUACUCAGAGUGCUGUUUAUAAUCCGUUUUUUAGUAUACAAGAAGACAAAAUGUAGACAUAUGCAUCAUACCCAUUGUGUAUAAAUAUUGUAUAAAUAUGUACACAUCUUUUCACAUUGUUAUUUAUAUAUUGUACAUUUUCCCGCGAUAUAGUUGAGGUAAUUAGAUAAUAACGAGUAUUAUAAAACAAGUACUAUAAAAACGAGUACUCAUCAAAAAUGUAUAUUGUGUAUUUGUGUGUACGAGUAUCUACACGAUACGCAAGCAAUCUUAUUUCAAAAACGAUUUUUAGCUAUCACCAUCAUUAUUGAUUGUAUCAUUAAAAUCGAGAAUGUAAAUAAUUUACUAAAUUCCUAAUAUUUUACUGAAUGCCGUCCGCGGGAUUUAUUUUUCAUUUGUAGUUUUACCACAAUCCAAAUAUCGAAUUUUUAUAGCUUAUAUAGUCGAUGUUUGUGUAUUACAAAUUUAUAGGUGAGGAGCGCCCCUUGAUGUAGAUAAUCAUGUUUUUCCUUUAUAACAGAAAGAAGAGUUAUAUAUAGUUACCACUAAAAAAAAAAAAAAAAUAAAUAAAUUUCAGCUUUUCAAUUUAUUAAUUCUUUUUUUUAAUUCUAUUUAGAACAUCUUAUACUGAAUACGUGAUUUAGAUGAUAUUUCAAUAUAUCUAUCUAAUUUAUCGUAUAUAUUUUUUAAUAAGAAAAAUAUUCUCGUAAAAAGUAUACCGAGAGUUUCUCGCGUUUACAUAUAACAUUUUAUUAAUAAAUAUAUUUUUAAUUAUUAAUAAAACUAUUGUUUACUGCAUUGUAAUAACGACCAACAUUUUUAUUUUAUGAUUAAUAAAGUUAAUAAAAUUAAUUAAAGUUUUAUGUAGAUUCAAUAUAAAUUCAAGUUAAUUUAACUCGGUUAACUGGAAAAAAUUAAGAGUUCAUACUGUGAAAUUUAUAAAAUUUAUGUAUAUAUAUCUUACUUUUUCAAAUAAAAAAGAAAAGAAAAAUUCUUAUUUUACACGGGUAUUUACAUUCCAUUACGUACUAAUUCGAGAGGAGUUUUACGUAUAGAGAAUUUCUAGCACAAUACAUUUUUAUUGCCUAUAUUACAUAAUAGAUCAGUCACGUUAUCGUCUUUAAAAAAUAGUUUGCUCGUAUGAAUAUAAAUUACAAUUUCACUUUCACUCACACACACACACAGAUUCGCGACAGACUUUGUUUCGGUGAGCGAGAAGAUAAAAGAAAACACUCUUUAGAGACACGACUUUUUAAAUACAGCAUCUUUUAUGUGUGUAUGUAUAUAUGUAUGUAUAUAGAUAUAUAUAUAGAUAUAUUUUUUUAUAUUCAACAGUAACAUCACAGUAGCUUCAUAUACAAUAAAUCUUUGUUCAUAA
Molecule: messenger RNA, 3189 nt
Organism: Formica exsecta
Lineage: Eukaryota; Metazoa; Arthropoda; Insecta; Hymenoptera; Formicidae
Product: histone acetyltransferase Tip60-like
Biological process (GO): regulation of DNA-templated transcription
Molecular function (GO): histone acetyltransferase activity
Source: RefSeq, a predicted model, not a curated record